CAGACAGCAACGAGCAAGUCGAUGUUGUUCUCCUAACCUAAAUUUAUUUACUUCUUUUCUUGAUGUUACAUGUUAUGAAUGUUAAAUGAAAACAUUGGUGAUAUAAGAAUUAGAUUUAAGAUUUAGGAAUAAAGAAAUAGGCAUUUUAGGGUGAAAUGGGGACUGCUAAUAAAAUUUUCAAUAUUUGUAAAUUGUUCGGCAACUUAACAGUACAGGGAAGUGUAAAAACUGUACCAUUGAAACCAUUUUCCAUUGUUACUAGGAGUAUAUCCACAUCUCCUCCUUUGAAAGAUUUAAUGGAAUUUUUCGAUCAAAAAGACAAAUGGGGCGGCAUUGAAGUUAAAACUGGAAGAGCAUGGAACAAAGAAGAAAUGCGCUUAAAAUCAAACACUGACUUGCAUAAACUUUGGUAUAUUUUGUUGAAGGAGAGGAACAUGUUACUAACAAUGGAACAGGAUGCCAAAGAUCAAGUUCGAUUAUUUCCUAAUCCUGAACGGUUAGAUAAAGUGGAAAUAUCAAUGGAGAAUCUGGAAGCUGUAGUGAGAGAAAGGAAUAAGGCUUAUCACCAAUUGGAAACUGGAGAAACUGGAGAAAGGCCUGGCAAAGUAACCAAAAAUGCUUUCGGACUCAAUUAUUAUUAUAAAAUGUCUGAAUACCCAUUACCAAAGCACAUGAAUAAAAAAUGGCAGCAGAAAUAUCGAUUUUUCAAGCAUGAUAAGGAUAAUGAAGCAUUUUUGCUUAAAUAUAGGGAAAAACUAUAUUUGAAUAAAAAAAGACAAAAGGCGAGAAAUUUCAACCAUGUGAUUGGUUUACUCAACCGUUUCCCCAACAUGGACAUAGCAGCCUUAAAACAACAAUAUCCUGAUGUGGACUUGGAAAAAGCAAAACGUAGUCGCAAAUAUGGUGGACAUUUUGUACCUAAAUAAAAACUUGUUGGUAAUAAUUAAAAUUUUUAUUAAUUGAAAAGAGUCUUAUUGUUUUAAAAUCUUAGUCAAAUGAUUGAAUCAUGAAAAAAUUAACUUAAAUUACAUAUUAUAUUAUCUAAAGACUGGUAAACAUUAUUUACUAACAGAGAGAUUGAAAAAAGUUCAAUAUUUAAAAACAAUAUAUACAAAAUAAAUGGCUAUUAAAUCUAUAUCCUGUUCACAAUCCGAUGUCCACAGGUGCAGGUAAAUUUAUCACCUUUCCCUAUCAAAUAGCAUUGAAAGGUGAUUUUACCUGUACCUACCUGUGGACAUCGGAUUGUGAACGGAUAAUACUUAUAUUUGUUCUAUUAUACCUAUAUAAUAUAAAAAGUCAACUAAUUUUGGACGUAAUCAAAAUUCACAAAGUACUUAUCACAGAGUAUAAUAAAAAACAUAUUGAGUAAAAUUAUACUUAAUUAAUUCUAAAAACGCAAAUGGGCUCUUUUACUAAAAUUGAAAUACUUGCAUGUUUUAUUAAGAGAGUUUUCUUUUUUAUUUAUUUUCUGAAAAAGGACGUUUUCCAAAAGUAAGGGUGCAGAAAAUUCUAUUUUUGGUUGCUUAUUCCAAAAACUAGUAAAAGGGCCUAUUAUUAUUAUUCAGUUCGAUGACAUUAUUAUUUUUAUUAAUAUUAUGAAAGAAGAAACACUAUUUUUCUGUGGUGUAGAAGUCGGGAUAUAAAAUAUUUAAUCUUUAAUCGGAUAUUUACAGUACAUAAAUUUGUGUCUCAUAGAAUUAUGAUGUUAAUAUAUUGUUUGUGAAAAUUAAUUUUUUAGUUAAUAGUAAUAAAUACAUAUAACACACUUAUUUAAAAGUCUAGAAAGUUAACCUGACUCUAACUGAAGAGUAUUUAAAAAUAAAUCUCGAUCAUGAUUUUCUUUGCAAAUCGUUUCGUUAAGUUUCAACUAAUAAUUAACAGUUUUUAUCACAUAUGAAUUGUCGCAGCAGUGUACCUGGCUUCACCACGUCUCCAUCUCCAUUGACUGGGUCGAU
Molecule: messenger RNA, 1955 nt
Organism: Ceutorhynchus assimilis (cabbage seed weevil)
Lineage: Eukaryota; Metazoa; Arthropoda; Insecta; Coleoptera; Curculionidae
Source: the annotation of a GenBank genome assembly